AUGAAGCCAGGCAAGGUGGUGCCGCCCGUGCCUCUGGUUCGGCCUGAGGCCGUGAAGCCGCUUCGGGCCAUGGCGGCAUGGAUGGUGGGCAAUAGCUACGAGGAAGCGUGGUCCUUCCCCCAUCGACACCUUGAAAUAUCCCUUCUCCUCUUCCUCUUUCUCUUCGCACACGCACUUCCCCACACCCACUUCGCCCCGCUCCCCGUUCAACCCACCCCGGCCUCUCUGCCCAUUGCUGUGGGCAGGGAGCAGCGGGCAGCAGCGCUGCUACGGUGUUUGGAGCGGCUGGGUAGUGCGGCACUGACGCGUGACGAGAUGCUGGUGCUGAUCGCAGCAGAGGAGGCGGUGUGCAGUGACAUCAUCGGGCGCGGCCCCUCCCCCUCCCCCUCGGUGCGGGCACGGUGUCUGACGGGCGUGGUGGUGCCGGCGCUGAAGCAGCUGCACGCGUUUGGCGACAUCAUCGCGGACAUGCCGCGCGCCCCCGAGCACCUCUUCUCGCUGCUCGAGAUGGUGGAGGCGCUGCUCAACCUGCGCCCUGCUGUGAGUCAUUCCCUCAUGCCCCGCCGUGUGUCAUGCACUGUGUGUCAUGCAGUGAGUCAUGACGUGAGUCAUUCCCUCAUGCAGUGGGUGGAGAAGCAGUUUCCCGGGGAGGCGGGCGGUGAGGUGCGGCAGCAUCUGUUGGGCAUCUGUGUGGUGCUGUGCCGCACGGAGGGGGGGGAAGAGAGGAAGGGGGAGGAGGACGGAGAUGGGGGAUGGGGGAGUCAUGGGGAGGAGGAUUUGGACCCGAGCCACAGAUCGGAUGCCAGCCAUCGAUCUCACCACGGGGGCGGUGGGUUGCACAAUCGGAUGGUCAGCGGCAGCGCGUCAAGAGGGAGGGGCAUUCUGGGGGGGCUGCUGCCAAAGAAGGUCAGCAAGGGGCACGAGGAGGGCAAGGGCGAGACGUGGGGGAAGAGCAAGGCAGAGAGCAAGGAGGGUGGGGGGUUGGCGGGGCAGGACGUGGUUGUGAGAGGCAGUCCGGACGUGCACCCUCUGACGAGCUACGUGGUGAACUUCAUCCUGCUCUACUUCAACGAGUGCGUGGCCCCUCCCCCAUGUGAUCGGCACAGUACGCUGUACCUCGGCACGCUGCUGCUGGUGUACGACGAGGGCGGCAACCACCACGAGGGCGCCGUGCGAGUGGGCGCCGCCACGCGCCACCUGCUAGCAGCGCUCAAGGCGAAUCUGGAGCGCAAGGGCGACGCGUUCCAUGACGAGGCGAUGCGCGCCGUGUUCCUCAUGAACAACUGCGAGUACAUCCAGCGCAAGGUGGAGGAGUGA
Closterium sp. NIES-65 is the source of this 1317-nucleotide messenger RNA. Lineage: Eukaryota; Viridiplantae; Streptophyta; Zygnematophyceae; Desmidiales; Closteriaceae. The record is from the annotation of a GenBank genome assembly.